Trichoderma breve is the source of this 381-nucleotide messenger RNA. RefSeq lists its product as uncharacterized. The record is from RefSeq and is a predicted model, not a curated record. The coding region runs from base 1 to 381 and encodes 126 amino acids. Lineage: Eukaryota; Fungi; Ascomycota; Sordariomycetes; Hypocreales; Hypocreaceae. The transcript has 3 exons.
AUGACUUCAGAACCCCCAGCUUUGCUUGUAGACAAAGAUGGCAGAAUCAAGCCCGCCGCGCGCGCCGUUGCAGCUGCAUCCCUCAAAGUGUCCCAGGGUGAGGAGGUUCCAGAAUACGAAGACUUAGCCACCAAGUAUAACUUGCUUGCACGCCGAGAAGCCAAGCGAAGAUCACCGACAGCAGCUGGCUCUGCUUCAGCUGCUGGUGCUGCCGUGAGCACGGAUGCUCUGGCGGAGCUUAUGCGCCGGCAAAAUGAGAUCCUCCUGGAUAUACGAGCUGAGCUGAGCGCAUUGCGCGAGAAGACUGGCGCGGGGACGCCGCCAGUGGAAGACUCGGAUACUUAUGACGACGACUAUGGCUUUGACCUAGCAGUAAAUUGA